This is a messenger RNA of Salvia splendens (bonfire salvia), 2100 nucleotides long. RefSeq lists its product as uncharacterized. The transcript is spliced from 2 exons. The record is from RefSeq and is a predicted model, not a curated record. Lineage: Eukaryota; Viridiplantae; Streptophyta; Magnoliopsida; Lamiales; Lamiaceae. Bases 288 to 1910 code for a protein of 540 amino acids.
GAGUCUAUAAAAAGCUUAAUUCAUUUACUUCCCUCUCAUAAUAUUUCUCUUAAAUUUCUUCUAUUUUCAGUUUUCUGCUUAAAAAAGAAUUCUUCUCUACAAACCACUGAUUCACUUCCCAGAAACCCUAGCUCUCGUCGCGUAGAGAGACCAAAUUUCUGUCCUUUUUUCGCCUUUGCUGGUGAAUUUUCAAGGAUUUCGAGCUUCCCGAAGAAAAUCGGCGUGUGCAUUGUUGUUUGGAAACGUAGGGGGCUUACCUUUGUUAUAAUAGUGUUUAUACAUUAAUUAUGAGUAGCAAAGAUUCUCAGAAUAUAAUUGGCGGGUCGGGCCCUAAGCCCGAAAUCAACCGGGCUGGGCCAUUGGUAGCAAUGAAAGAUCAUGGUGGCUCUGCCGCAGCAGCAGCAGCAGCUAAAGUUAAUACAGAGAGACGAUUGAUCAGCUUGAAUGGUAAUGGCAAUGUGGAACGGGUGGGAUAUGGAAGGUGGAAUGGUGAGCUGCUGGAGGAUCAAGAUCACGGCUUUCGAGCUGGGGACCUUGUGUGGGCGAAGAUAAAGAGCCAACCAUGGUGGCCGGCUCAGGUUUACGACCCAAGGGAUGCCUCGGAGCUCGCUCUGAAGCAUAGCCGAGAGGGCUGUGUGCUCGUGUGCCUUUUUGGUGAUGGUUCUUGCUCGUGGUGCUUGCCCCUGCAGCUAGUACCUUUAGUCGAGAAUCUUGACAGGAUGUGGAGUGAGAGGCCUUCGAGGAGCUUUGAGCAGGCGGUUCAUAGGGCGUUCGAUGAGAUAGGGAGGCUUAUGGAGUUAAAGAUCUUGUGCAGGUGCAUAUCGUUGGAGAUAAGGGGUGAUCUUGCUAGGCCUAUGGCGAUGAAUGUUGGUGUCAAGGCGGGGGUGCUUGUGCCAGAGGUGGACAUUGACCGUCUUCCUAUCCCAGAAUACGAGCCUGCUGAUAUACGUGCAAAACUGGUGGGAUUCGCGAGGACUGCCUCCUUUGACAGUGUGCUUGAUCUUACAGUCUUGAGGAGCUGGAUAUCUGCGUAUUCGUAUGCAGAAUGUGGUGGUAGGCGGCUUGCUGUGUAUAGUGAGCCCAUUUUAAUUGAAGGGUUGGAAGAUAGUAGAGUAGUGAACCCCUUCUAUUCCCCCGACACCCCCGAAGAUGUUAAGGUCUACCGAAGAAAGAGACUGAGAACUGCCGCUGAGCUUAUGGAAUUGCAGAAGCUUGCUAUUGGUGGUGGAUUUAAAGAUGAUAAUUUGGUAGUGAAACAACCAAAUGAAGUUGAAGAUUCUACUGCAAGGGAGAGGAAGAAGAGCAAGUAUCUGUCUCCUCCUUAUACGAAUCUGAAUGGGAUGGGCUAUAAGCCCUGGUUCGAGAUGAGGAAGUACACAAAAGAUAAAGAAUCUUCUUCAUUUUCAUUUCUUGAGGAGCUGGAUGAUGAGAAGACCUCUGAGAAAGAUAUAAUGACUUCUCUGGCAUCAGAUGUUGAAGUAGAGGUGAAUGAACUGAUGCUGAGGUUAAAAUCUGCGGCUGUUGAUCGUUCCUACCUGAGAAAUGAGGGCCAUCUCGAUUCCAUCUGCAGGUUCGCCUCAGCAUACAGAAGUUCGACCUACCUGCACGGCUCCCACUUCAAAACGUACCACAGGUGCAAGAAAGUGAGCCGUAAGAGAAAGAAGCUCACCUGCAGCCCCAAGGUUUUGAGAUUGACUGCGCCUGCAGACGAGCCAACAGAUAGUCUCGUGUUGGAUGCUAGACUGAUCAGGAAGAGGGUCGACUCGAUGACUAAGAUGUUGGAAAGCUGUGUCUCGAAAGCCUCAUCAGACCACAAAGCUCGGCUAAGAGAAGAGAUGAAAUGUCUGAUCGAGAAGGUGGCGGCGGCGAGCGAUAAGGUAAGGUUGAUGGCUGAGAAGAGCUCCUCUUGAAUGAAGAGAUUGGUAGCCUAGUUUUGCAGAUUUGCUUUAAUGAGAAUUUUGACAUGUUUCUGAAUGAUUCUAUAACAUUUUUUGGUGGGGGAAAACAGUUUAUGUUUAUAGUACUCAACAACUGACCUUAUUUAGAAACAAUAUAUUAAUCUUGUCAUGAAUCUAUGGACUGUGAUGAUUUUGCAUUUCA